GCCACGUCCCCGGGAGCCCCCACCACGUCUCUGCCCGGGGUGGGACCGAGGUGGGACCGGGGUGGCCUCGAUGUCCCCGCUCUGCGCCCCCCGAGCAGCAGCACCAUCGGCCCGGCUCCACCUUAACCGGGGCGGCCGCACCGCUCUGCCCGCGCCCGGGCGGCUCCGGGGGAGCGCAGGGGCGUUUAUCUCGCCCGGGAUCAGCCAAUAUUUGUGGCCACGUCAGGAGAACGAGCUCAUCCUCGCUCCGUGUUCCCGCUCAGUCCAGCUCUGCCACCCUGCUCCGCUCCCCGGUUCUGCAGCUGGCUCAUCCCACUCGGCUUCUCGGACACUGCUGGGACUCCCACGCUGCCACCUCUCGCCCUGGACAUGACGGUCACCGUGACCCUCCUGCUCCUGAGCCUCCUACGGACGGCGGCAGCCGAGGGCGGGUGGUGCCCGGCCUGCGGAGUGGCCGCGGUGGCUCCUGGAGCUCAGCGGGACGCGCUCCUGGCUCUGGCCAAGCGGAGCAUCCUGGCCAAGCUCCGCUUGCCAGCCCGGCCCAGCGCCCCGCAGCCGCCGGCACGGGCGGCUCUGCUGACCGCGCUCCGCAGGAUGCGAGCGCAGCGCUCGGACACGGCCACCGCCUUCCCAGGGAUGCUCCCAAACAACCCGGCCCGGCCGGGAAUGGGGCUGCAGGAAUACGAGAUCCUGAGCUUUGCUGAGGAAGGAUCCUCCACUUCCCACAGCGUCCGCCUGCAUUUCCGCUUCUCCCAGGAGGUGGCCGGGAGCACCGAGAUCCUGCAGGCCACCCUCUACCUGUUCUGGGCAGCCCCUGGCCACGGGGCACAGCCCGUGACCGUCAGGAUCCUGCGGCCAGACCCAGCAGGGGUCACCCAGAACGUGACGGUGGCCAGCGAGACCCGGCUGGAGGUGCAGAGAUCCGGCUGGACCACGCUGGACGUCGGAGCAGCCGUCCGGAGCCUCUUCGGACAAGAGACCCCUCGGCUCACGGUGGAACUGGAGGUGCCAGAGGACUGGGGGUCCCCUCUGCCAUCGGACCACAGCGAUUCCCACUGGCCGUUUGUGGUGGCCCAAGCCCAGGCCAGGACACCCCACCGCGUCCAUCGUCGCGGCGUCGAUUGCGGCGCAGACUCGCGGAUGUGCUGCCGCCAGGAGUUCUUUGUGGACUUCAAGGAGAUCGGCUGGGAGGACUGGAUCAUCCAGCCAGAGGGGUACCACAUGAAUUACUGCACGGGGCUGUGCCCGCUGCACAUGGCCGGCGUUCCCGGCCUCGCCGCCUCCUUCCACACCGCCGUCCUCAACCGCAUCAAGGCGGCGAGCGCGGCGGCGGCCGUGGACUCCUGCUGCGUUCCCACCCAGCGCCGGCCCCUCUCCCUGCUCUACUACGACCGGGACAGCAACAUCGUCAAGACCGACAUCCCCGACAUGAUCGUGGAUUCCUGCGGCUGCACCUGAGCGCUGCCGGCGGGGGCGGGAGGACAGGACACGGCGGGAC
This is a messenger RNA of Poecile atricapillus (Black-capped chickadee), 1498 nucleotides long. RefSeq names its product inhibin beta C chain-like. Gene Ontology annotation, biological process: BMP signaling pathway; SMAD protein signal transduction. The transcript has 2 exons. Gene Ontology annotation, cellular component: extracellular region. Gene Ontology annotation, molecular function: cytokine activity; hormone activity; growth factor activity. The coding region runs from base 370 to 1458 and encodes 362 amino acids. The record is from RefSeq and is a predicted model, not a curated record. Lineage: Eukaryota; Metazoa; Chordata; Aves; Passeriformes; Paridae.